UUCAUUCCUGUUUAAACACUCUCUGGAGCAGCGAGAUUCAGCGUUAACCUUUUGUGGGCCAGAUAAGGUAACUGGAGCACAGAAAAGAGGAACUCUCAGACAGCUGGGCUCAGAGCUGCUAAGCCACCAACACGCAUUGACAGCUCCCUCCUCUUCGCUCGGACGGCUGCAUCUUCCGAGCGCUGCCCCAGCCAUGAACACGUUGCUGGGGGCGCUCCUCUCUUGGAGCCUGGUGGCCUGGGUGCAAGGAGCAGAGAAGCCUCCGGAGCCGCCAGUUGCUGCUGGGUUUCAGGGGUGUAAGAAAGCCCUGAAGCUCCCUGGGCUGGAGGUACUGCCGGGCGGGGGCUGGGACAACCUCAGGAACCUGGAUAUGGGGAGAGUGAUCAGCCUGGGCUACUCGCUGUGCAAAACCACAGAGGACGGGUCCUACAUCAUCCCAGAUGAGGUCUUCACCAUUCCCCGCAAGCAGAGCAACCUGGAGAUCAACUCGGAGAUCAUAGAAACUUGGAUGGACUACAAGAGCGCCGUCGCUGCCUCCGUCAACACCGAGGUCUCCCUCUUCUCCUCUCUCAACGGCAAGUUCUCCAGCGACUUCCGCAAGAUGAAGACCCACCAGGUGAAGGACCAGGCCAUGACCACCCGGGUCCAGGUCAGGAACCUGGUCUACACUGCCAAGUUUGACCCCGGGGCAGCCCUGGACAAGGGCUUCCGCCAGCAGCUGGUGGCCAUCGCUGGGCACCUGGAGAACAACCAGAGCCGGAUGGCAGACUACUUGGCAGAGGUGCUGGUGCUGAACUACGGUACCCAUGUCCUUACCUCGGUGGAUGCUGGCGCCAGCCUGGUGCAAGAGGAUCAGAUCAAAUCCACCUUUGUCCAGGACAACAUGUCCGCACGGAGUGCCAUCACCGCCGCAGCUGGGGCCUCCUUCCACAGCAUCAUCAACUUCAGCGUCAGCGAGUCACUGAGCAUGGAGAACUCCUUCACCAAGCACUACCUGUCCAACCGCACCAACUCCAGGGUGGAGAGCAUUGGUGGCGUGCCCUUCUACCCAGGGAUCACCCUCAAGGCCUGGCAAGAGCGCACCACCAACCAGCUGGUGGCUAUUGACCGCUCUGGCUUGCCCUUGCAUUUCUUCAUCACGCCCAGCAGCCUGCCGGAGCUACCCAGCCCCACAAUAAAGAAGCUCUCCCGGAGGGUGGAGUUAGCUGCCCGCCGCUACUACACCUUCAACACCUACCCCGGCUGCACCGACACCACCUCGCCAAACUUCAACUUCCACGCCAAUGCCGACGACGGCUCCUGCAAAGCGGCUGAGACCAACUUUACCUUCGGGGGCGCCUACCAGGAGUGCGUCCCACUGUGGGGCCCGGAUAAAUCAGUUCUCUGCCAGGGGCUAGAACACAGGAAUCCGCUCACCGGGGCGUUCUCCUGCCCUGUGGGCUACACCCCGGUGCGACUGAGCACCCAGGAGCGGGAGGAAGGCUACAGCCAUCUGGAGUGCCACCGCUCCUGUAAGCUGCUGGUGUUCUGCAAGAGAGUGUGCCAGGAUGUGUUCUGGCUGUCCAAGGUCCAGUUCAGCGCCUUCUGGUGCAUGGCAAAAAGCCAGGUCCCUGAAAACUCGGGGUACCUCUUUGGGGGUCUCUUCAGCUCUCGGAGCGUCAAUCCCUUGACCAACGCCCAGUCUUGCCCCUCCGGCUUCUUUCAGCUGACGCUCUUCGACCAGCUCCAGCUGUGCGUUAGCACGGACUACGAGAUGGGGCACAGGUACUCCGUGCCCUUCGGGGGGUUCUUCAGCUGCGAGACAGGGAACCCCCUGGCGGGGUCCCACCAGGGGACCGUGAAUGACCCCUACCUAAAGCGCUGCCCGGCGGGAUUCAGCCAGCACCUGGCUCUCAUCAGCGACGGCUGCCAAGUGGAGUACUGCGUCCAGUCUGGGAUCUUCACUGGAGGGGCCCUGCCCCCAGCGCGACUCCCUCCCUACACCCGCCCACCUGCCAUGACCCUGGUGGACAUGGAGACUGUCCUGGUGACCAAUGCCGAUGGAGAGCGCUCCUGGGUCAAAGACGCCCAGACCCAGAUGUGGCGGCUCGGGGAUCCCACUGAGACGCGCCGCGCUGCAGGGCUGGGUGGUGGAGGGGGACUGUCGGGCAAGGAGACAGCCGGCGUCACGGUGGCCGUCACCACCGGCCUGGCCAUCCUCAUCGCCCUGGCUGUCUACGGCUCCCGGCGGUACAAGGCCAGGGGUUACCGCACGGUGGUGGAGGGGCAGAGCCUGGUACCAGACAGCUCCACGUAUGGUACCGCUGCCGAGCUGGGGGAGAGAUGCCAGCAAGACCCAGAGAGCCAGACGGGUUAACUCCCUCUGGCUACUACUGGGGAAAGCCCCCUCCACCCCCAGGCACCGCAACAAGCUUCCCGGUGUGCAGAGCUGUGAGCUCCCCCUCUCCCCCUGGGCAGAACCGUGAGCUCCCCCCCCCCCAGGGUGUAGCUGUGACCCCACUGCAUUAUUAGCUUGAGCUGCAACCCACCCCCCACCGGCCAGCCCCCUGGAGCUAGAGAUGUGUGUGCACAGGAGUCGGAUCGGGGUAACCCUUGAUCCCACCUCAGGGUGACGCUGGAGUGGAGCAGGGUGCUGUCUGUGCUCUGAACCGCCCAGCGAUUAGAUGCAGAGACAGUGAGAGAGCACUCACUGUGGGAGAGGACUGGGCGGGGGGCACACAAUGCAGGGAUCACUCUCAAUACCCCCUGUGACACUGCACACCAUAUUCAUCAUAGAACUAUUAUGAUAUGAUUAUGGCAUAAUUAUGAUGCAUUUUGUACAAGCUAAGUCAUGUGAGGUGUCAUUGGAAAAGUGAUGAUUUGCUGAAUAUGAUUAUCCUAGUUGUAGACAUGUAUCAUUUUUGGAUCUGAAGUUAUGAAUAUUGACUAGGAAUCUGUAUUUCAAUCCUGCUUACUCUGAGUGACACCCACAACUAGCCUUUCUGGUACAACAAUGAAGAAGGCGGACAGUGCUGAUGGCCCAUCAGCAAAGACAAUGGACCCUGGAAGAACUUAACCUUCCUGUGAAUGUUCCAGACAGCCUGUAAGU
Trachemys scripta elegans is the source of this 3088-nucleotide messenger RNA. RefSeq names its product macrophage expressed 1 (gene MPEG1). NCBI's taxonomy places the organism in Eukaryota, Metazoa, Chordata, Testudines, Emydidae. Bases 194 to 2356 code for a protein of 720 amino acids. Gene Ontology annotation, biological process: defense response to bacterium. The transcript is spliced from 2 exons. The record is from RefSeq and is a predicted model, not a curated record.